AUGUUCAAAGACUUUGCGCAGAAAAUAUCACACUUGGGUGGCCGGGGUUCCCAGAGUUCGCAACAUAAUGGCACUACUGCCGGGGUUGUCAUGGUCAAGGAUUCCGAUGUGGAGUCCAGAGACGCUACAUCCACCACGGGGUCGCCUGAGUUUAGGGACAUGGAGAAGGAGGGCCAUCUCGGGGACAAGUCCGAUGUCGUCUCCCAGGUUCAUUCCAUGGACUCGAAUGAGUCGUAUCUAUUCCGGUUGGUGUCCAAGCUGAAGGCAGAGGUGAAAGGUAUCGAGCCGAUCACAGACGAGGAGAAGACAGAGAGGAACCCGUUGCACGCGGCCAACAUGUGGUUCUCUGCAAACUUGGUGCUUUCCGCGUUCGCGGUCGGUGCGCUUGGUCCCUGUAUCUACGGUCUUAACUUCGGGGCGUCCUGUCUGACGAUCCUGUUCUUCAACUUGCUCGGUGUGUUCCCAGUGGCCUAUUUCUCCGUGUUCGGUGCCAGGACCGGGAUGAGGCAGAUGAUUCUAUCAAGGUACCUGAUGGGUAACCUCACGGGGAGGUUCUUCUCCCUGAUCAACGUUGUAUCCUGCGUCGGGUGGUGUGUCUUGAACACAAUUGUCUCCGCGCAACUGCUGAACAUGGUGAACCACUCGGGCCACAGGUGUCCCCUGUGGGCUGGGUGUCUGCUUGUGUUGGGGCUGACGGUGGUCAUUUCGUUCUUUGGGUACAAAGUGAUCCACACGUACGAGCAAUGGUCCUGGAUCCCCAACUUGGCUAUCUUCUUUGUGAUUGCAGCAAGGUUGCACAAGUCUGGGAAAUGGAGUAACGGUGACUGGGCAGGUGGUCCAACAACCGCCGGUGGCGUGUUGUCCCUCGGGUGUGCCGUAUUCGGGUACGCUGGUGCGUGGACCACGUACGCCGCGGACUUCACGGUGUACUUGCCACGCAACUCCAACAAGACGGUGAUCUUUCUGAGUCUGUUCUGCGCACUGAGCGGGGCCCUGUGCUUCUCGAUGUUCUUGGGGGCCGCCUGCGGGAUGGGUGCAGUGAACGACCCGGUAUGGGCGAAACUGUACGAGGAGAACGCCGUCGGUGGGAUCAUCUACGCGGUACUCGUGCCCAAGUCCUUACACGGGUUCGGUGAGUUCUGUUGCGUUGUGUUUGCGCUGUCGACCGUGGGGAACAACUUGCCCAACAUGUACACUGCUGCGUUAUCCGCACAGGCCCUGUGGGAACCCUUUGCGCGUGUCCCACGUGCGUUCUGGACCGUUGCAGGGAACGGUGCCGCAUUGAGCAUCGCCAUCCCCGCGUGUUACUUCUUCGUCAGUUUCUUGGAGAACUUCAUGAACACGGUCGCUUACUACAGUGCGAUCUACAUCACUCUCGGGUUAUGCGAGCACAUCAUCUUCAGACGCUGCGACUUCAACUCGUACGACCCUGCGGACUGGAGGAACAGCAGGAAGCUGCCCAUCGGGUACGCUAGUUUCACCGCCUUCUUCGUCAGCGCGUUCGGUGUCGCCCUGGGGAUGGACCAGACCUACUGGGUCGGCGAGAUCGCCAGACUCAUCGGCAAGAACGGCGGGGACGUCGGCCUCGAGAUGGGUGCCUCGUGGUCCUUCAUCGUCUACGUCAUCCUGAGACCCCUCGAGCUGAAGUACGUUGGCCGGUGA
This is a messenger RNA of Huiozyma naganishii CBS 8797, 1662 nucleotides long. RefSeq lists its product as uncharacterized. Gene Ontology annotation, molecular function: nucleobase transmembrane transporter activity. The record is from RefSeq and is a predicted model, not a curated record. The transcript has a single exon. NCBI's taxonomy places the organism in Eukaryota, Fungi, Ascomycota, Saccharomycetes, Saccharomycetales, Saccharomycetaceae. Bases 1 to 1662 code for a protein of 553 amino acids. Gene Ontology annotation, biological process: cytosine transport; transmembrane transport. Gene Ontology annotation, cellular component: plasma membrane; fungal-type vacuole membrane.